Amaranthus tricolor (Joseph's coat) is the source of this 1304-nucleotide messenger RNA. RefSeq names its product expansin-A7-like. Gene Ontology annotation, biological process: plant-type cell wall organization. Lineage: Eukaryota; Viridiplantae; Streptophyta; Magnoliopsida; Caryophyllales; Amaranthaceae. The record is from RefSeq and is a predicted model, not a curated record. Bases 66 to 902 code for a protein of 278 amino acids. Gene Ontology annotation, cellular component: extracellular region. The transcript has 3 exons.
UGUUUUCUCAUUUGUGUACAUCUUCCUUUAGAAGAAAAGUAAAGCGCCUAAAUAAAAAAGUGUCUAUGGGUUUCCUUUUGGGAAGGUUAGCAACACAAGGUAGCAUCCAUUUUUGUGUAGGAUUGGUGAUUUUAAUAGGAAUGGUGAGGUUAUCAAAUGCAUAUCCUCCUAACUUCAAGCCAACAAAAUGGAACUACGCUCAUGCCACUUUUUAUGGUGAUGAUAGUGCCUCCGCUACUAUGGGAGGAGCAUGUGGAUAUGGAAAUUUGUUCAACAAUGGAUAUGGUACAAGUACAGCAGCAUUAAGCACAGUAUUGUUCAACAACGGAUAUGGUUGUGGGAGUUGCUAUCAAAUAAUGUGUUAUGAUUCAAAAUGGUGCAAUGGAAAUGGUGGUGGUGGUUAUGGUUACAGUGGCGGAUCGACAUCGAUUACCGUCACCGCCACCAAUCUAUGCCCACCAAACUGGGCUCAGCCAAGCAAUGCCGGUGGAUGGUGUAAUCCACCUAGAGUCCACUUUGACUUAUCUAUGCCUGCCUUUAAGAAAAUUGCAUUUUGGAGGGCUGGUAUCGUUCCAGUCAAGUACCGCCGGGUUCCAUGUGCAAGAAGGGGAGGCAUAAGAUUUAGCUUCCAAGGCAACAACUAUUGGCUAUUAGCCUUUGUUAUGAAUGUAGGUGGUGCAGGUGACAUAGCAAAAAUGUGGGUAAAAGGAAGCAAAACUGGGUGGAUAGGCAUGAGCCACAAUUGGGGAGCUUCCUAUCAAGCCUUUGCUCAAUUAGGAGGCCAAUCUCUAUCAUUCAAAAUUCAAUCUUACUCCACUCGUGAAACUAUAAUUGCCUAUAAUGUUGUCCCUCCUUAUUGGAGUGUAGGCAAGACUUAUCAAGCCAAAGUCAACUUCAGAUGAUUCAGACAGUUCUACUCGAUCCUUCUGUUCCAUUGAGAUUGUUACAUUUGAUUAAAAAACCACUCAUGUUUAAAAGUCAAUAUUAAUAGUCUAAAUGGGAUAAGAGAGUAUCACUUAUUUCUUGUGGUAAAUGUACUUUGGUUUGAAUGUAGGUAGGAUGUAGUUCAAACAAGAGAGAUCUUGUUUCUAAUGAGGCCUUAGAUGAAUUUGGCCCUUGAACAAGAUUUUAUUUGUGUUCUUAUGUUAUUUGUGUUAAGUACCUUGUUAUAUAUUGUAUUUAUGUGUAGCCAAAAAGGAACUAAUUUGCUCCAAGAUACAAACAAAAUAAAAGUAAAAAUUUAAAGAUUGUCAUGUUUGUAUGGCGUAAUUGUUGAGAAGUGAUUCAAAUUCAGUUAUGCACAC